Molecule: messenger RNA, 501 nt
Organism: Capronia epimyces CBS 606.96
Lineage: Eukaryota; Fungi; Ascomycota; Eurotiomycetes; Chaetothyriales; Herpotrichiellaceae
Product: NADH dehydrogenase
Exons: 2
Coding region: 1-501 (166 amino acids)
Source: RefSeq, a predicted model, not a curated record
AUGAACCCGUUCAAUACAGAGUACGUCCCACAAUGCCCUCUCGAUCCUGUCAAUCCUAUCGAUCCUGGACCUCGCCCUCGCCCUCGCCCUGGUCCUAGUGAUCCGACGCCGACCUUGAUUGUCGCAGCAUUCUUCCCCAGACACAUACCACAUACUCACCGACCAAGCAAGCUGACUCUUCUCUUCUCUGCACAGCGUAACAUCCCGACCCGCGGCCUCCGACCCGUCUACUAUCUUCUUGCCUGCGGCGCCGUGGUGGCCUACGGUUGGCGCCAGGUCUUCAUCGGCCAACGCGAGAAGCACGAGAUGGCCCGCGAGAAGAUGUGGGCGCGCAUCCACCUGAUUCCGUUACUGCAAGCCGAAGAAGACCGCGACCAGGUCCGACGCUACUAUGCCGAUUUGGCACGAGAGAAGGAACUGCUGGGCAGUCAGAGCGGCGCGUACAAUAGUAACAGCUGUGCUGUGCAGGAUUGGGCGAAACUGCGGCCUUUGUUGCAUUGA